AUGGCGAUACAUAGGGACGUAAUAACUUUCAUAUUUGGAAUUAUAGCAUCGGUUCUAUUAUUUGUAAUAGGGGGCAUGUUUGACAAUCUCAGUUAUAUAUUGGGUUGCUAUACCUUCGUAGGAUUUCUUUUAACAAUAUAUACUAUAUUCGCUUUCCUAAUACCAAACACAAAAAAGUCAAGAGAUUUUGUUUUUUCUUAUGCAGUAAGUACUGCAUGCAUGUUUGUAUUAUCCUUAAUGGUUCAUAUUGUAAUAACAGAUCGUCAUACUAAAAUCAGUUGUGAACAGAAAUCAAAUAAUUGCGUUAAAUACGUUUUUGCUUCUGUAUUUGGAUUUGUUUCAUCCACGUGUUUCUUAGUUACAUCAGUAUUAACAUUUAAAAUAGCUCGUGUUUGGUAG
Plasmodium malariae is the source of this 399-nucleotide messenger RNA. Its product is annotated as conserved Plasmodium protein, unknown function. NCBI's taxonomy places the organism in Eukaryota, Apicomplexa, Aconoidasida, Haemosporida, Plasmodiidae. Bases 1 to 399 code for a protein of 132 amino acids. The transcript has a single exon. The record is from RefSeq and is a predicted model, not a curated record.